Molecule: messenger RNA, 1287 nt
Organism: Aspergillus ibericus CBS 121593
Lineage: Eukaryota; Fungi; Ascomycota; Eurotiomycetes; Eurotiales; Aspergillaceae
Product: ERF4 family protein
Exons: 1
Coding region: 496-1245 (249 amino acids)
Biological process (GO): protein targeting to membrane; peptidyl-L-cysteine S-palmitoylation
Cellular component (GO): extrinsic component of endoplasmic reticulum membrane; endoplasmic reticulum palmitoyltransferase complex
Source: RefSeq, a predicted model, not a curated record
CCACCGGACCCUUCCCUAUCAUCGCCCCCGGCUAAAGCGGCUGCUCCUCGUCCCCCGCGAGGCCUCCGCGUCCGGUGCCGUUCCUUCGAGGCCCAUCAUCCCGCAGCACUUGCAUCGGCCGAUCGGGUCGCCGCAGAGAGCUCCUCCCAAGCUCGACUUUCGUACCGACGAAAGAGUUCCUGGAUACCCCCCACGAUCUUGCGACCGCCGUCGGUCCGACUUGCGAAUCCCGUCAAUUACGUCCCUCGCAUUACCCCGGUCACGGUCCCCCAUUUGCAGCAAGUAUCGGACGAGAACCUUCCGCUCGAAGCGCAACGAGACGCCUACCCUCUCCUGACCAUCCCCGAACGGCGUCGUAGUCGACCGACCCCGUCCCCGAACAGCCUGGUGGUGGAGCGCAGCCAGGGGGAAACGGAGAGUGGACGCUCGAGCAUCGCAGUGCCUCAAGGCCAGAGGCGCAGUGGAGCAUUUGACGAUCAUCUGCUGUUGCGAGCAAUGUCCGACUCGGCUGCAUCGAAUGGGGCUCAGGAGGCAAAGAACCCUCGUGCGCCGGAACGGGCACAUCUAGGCUUUGAAUUCGCGGCAGAUGGACCAGGGCCACUUCACGAUGACCGGCCCCGUCAUAUCCAGUCGCAGUCCUCGCUGCGGUCACAGUCACACAUCGCUUCGGUGCCAUCUAACACCGGCACCCACGCCGUUGGCGAGGCCGAUGUGGCGGAGGAGUUAGCAUGGGGCCCUGCACAUCCGUGCUAUCCUCACAUCAACCCACAUGUCCCGAUUGGGUCCGAGGAGUAUAUGACAACUCGCAUUAUCCGUAUUCGGCGUGAUUGGAUGAUCAAGGGCGACUUGGCUCCGACGUUUUCCAACCUGUAUCCCGAGAUCCUUGACCCGCUAUUACCCGAGCAGGAGUUUCGGAAGGUGAUCGCCACGGUGAAUGAUGAGCUUAUCAAGGCCUUCGAUCCGUUCAGCUUCCGCAAUUUCCUUGACAGUGCUCUGAGCCUCCUCACCGGCUGGAUUUGGGAAGAUAUAGGCGCUCCCGGAAUCAAGAGUCACCUCAAACGGGUGGAGGCCUGGUUGGACCGGUGGAAUAAAGAGGUUGGGGCCAAGGAUGGGGUACAUAUCUGGAGCCUCCGCCGGACAGCAUACAUGUCGCUGGACAUCCAGAUCCCGGAUCCCAAAGUUGGCAUAAUUCGCAGUGAAGGAGGCCCGUCACUACCAGGGACUCGACCGAGCAGCGGUGUUUGACGGGGUGUUGGGAGUUCCGCCCUGGAGCAACCGUCCUCAGGU